CUCUAGGGGUGUGCUCGUUAUUCCCUGUUAAGAGGAUAAAGCGAUUGAGCAACCCCUGGAGCUCACAACCGCUCUGUUUUGCACGUUACUAGAAACUGCAGGAAAAUAAAAUCCUGAUAGACGGAAAAGAAAAUGGCGCAAACACUGGCAAUGCCUGUGGUACCCUCUCUCUCUGCGAUAUGCAACGGACUAAAAAGUACUUCUCUCUCCAACUCCAUCUCUCUUCCUAUUUCAAACCCUCCCAAGGCUGGCAGUCUAAGCAUCCGAUGUGCCCGUGUUGGAGGAGUGGAGAUUCCAAAUAGCAAGCGAGUCGAAUAUUCUCUUCAGUACAUUCAUGGAAUUGGCCGCUCAAAUGCUCGCCAAAUCCUCUCUGAUCUCAGCAUGGAGAACAAAAUCACCAAGGACUUAUCAGAGGAAGAGCUCAUUAUUCUUCGUGAUGAAGUUUCCAAGUACACAAUUGAAGGAGAUUUGAGGCGGUUUAAUGCCCUCAAUAUAAGGAGGCUGAAGGAGAUUCAGUGCUAUAGAGGGAUAAGGCAUAUUCAGGGUUUGCCAUGCAGGGGGCAGCGCACAAAGAACAAUUGCCGAACCUUGAAGGGGAAGAGGGUUUCUAUUCCAGGAAAGAAGAAAGCACCUCGUUAGUGAAGCAGGUUAUGUUUAUCUUGUCUAGUUGUUUGUAAUUUGUGAAUUGAAUUUGUGUGAAUCAAUUUGUAUUACUGAUGUUCUUUAGUUAAUCAGAUUGAGUUUCUGAUA
Messenger RNA from Populus trichocarpa (black cottonwood), 750 nucleotides. RefSeq names its product 30S ribosomal protein S13, chloroplastic. NCBI's taxonomy places the organism in Eukaryota, Viridiplantae, Streptophyta, Magnoliopsida, Malpighiales, Salicaceae. The transcript is spliced from 3 exons. The record is from RefSeq and is a predicted model, not a curated record. Gene Ontology annotation, molecular function: structural constituent of ribosome; RNA binding. Gene Ontology annotation, cellular component: small ribosomal subunit; mitochondrion; ribosome. The coding region runs from base 133 to 639 and encodes 168 amino acids. Gene Ontology annotation, biological process: translation.